Rotaria sordida is the source of this 840-nucleotide messenger RNA. NCBI's taxonomy places the organism in Eukaryota, Metazoa, Rotifera, Eurotatoria, Philodinida, Philodinidae. The record is from the annotation of a GenBank genome assembly.
AUGCUUGAACAAAGUAGAGAUGAUGCAAAUCUCAAUCGAGUAUCAAGUAUCGAAGAAGAAGAACAACAACGUCAUCCUCAAGCAAUUCUUCAAACAAGUCCAUCAACAAUCAGUUCUGAUGGUAUUAAUUUACCUCGUAGUGUUCUUGAUGUUCUUAAUGAUAUAUAUGCAAAUCAAGCUCAUCGACGAUGUAUGGAUAUAAGUUAUUGUACAUUACUUUCAAUGACAUUAGGAAUUACUUUUUGGGUAUCUUAUUGGUUAACAUCUAAUCGUUGUCAAAAUUUAAAAGAUCCUCAAUCGAAUUCGUCUCUUUGUAAUGUUGUUAUCAUGUUUGAAGUAUUUACAUUUAUAACAGUUUGUAUUUCACCAAUUUUAUUUAUAUUUUCGAUUUAUUUCUGGAUAAAUUAUGCAUGUUAUAAUCCAUUAGAUCGAAUUCGAGAAAAUUUUUUUGAAUUAAAAUUAGAAGGUAAUCAAUGGAAACAACAAUUAGAUUAUUAUUUUUCUAGAAAGAAAAUAAAAUAUUUAAAUUGUUGUUAUUAUAAACAAAAACAACAAUUAAAUAAUCGAGGUUAUGGUUAUAUUAUUUUAUCAUCACAUGGUAUUGUUCUUGAUGAAUUAUUACUUAUAAGUACUCGAAAUAAUAUUAUUGAUAAUGGAAUUAUAUUUCCUAAUGAAAAAAUAUUAAGAUUAACUUUUAAAAGAACUUGUACACGACCUUGGAAAAUUCAAUUUUCAAUUUAUUUACCUGAAAAUUAUGAUGAACAACAUUAUACGGAAAAACUUACGCAAUUAUUAAAAAUUCAAAUUAAUAUUGACAAUACUCGUCCACUUCGUCCUUGA